AGCCGCUGCCGCCCGUGGCUCCCUUUGUGGCAGCCGCCAUGGCGGCCGAGCGGGCUCCGCCGGCCCGGGCCCAACCUCCGCCCCCCGGCCCCGCUCCCGGCCCCGCUCCCGGGCCCGUGGCGGGCCCCGAGCCCGCGGCACGAACCGGCCUCAGCCUGCCGGGCAUCCUGCACUUCAUCCAGCACGAGUGGGCGCGGUUCGAGGCGGAGAAAGGGCGCUGGGAAGCGGAGAGGGCCGAGCUGCAGGCGCAGGUGGCGUUCCUGCAGGGCGAGCGGCAGGGUCAGGAGAGCCUCAAGCUGGACCUGGUGCGGCGGAUCCGGAUGUUGGAAUUCGCCCUCAAGCAGGAGAGGUCCAAGCUGCAGAAGCUGAAGUUGGGGGCGGAGGCGGCGCCGGGGGAGAAGCGCCCAGAGGAGCCACUGUCCAACGGCCCGGUGGAGCUGGAGGGGGCCUGGAAGGACGGGAGGCGGCUCCUGCGCCAGUACCUGGAGGAGCUGGGCUACAGCGACACCAUCCUGGCCAUGCGCUCGCGCCGCCUGCGGGCGCUGCUGGCCCGCGGAAUCCCGGGAAUUCCGGGAAUUUCGGGAAUAAUUCCGGGAAUUCCGGGAAUUCCCGCCGCCCCCCCCAGCCCCGGCAGCCCCCCCUCCCCUCCCCCACCCGCCGAGUCGCUGCUGCUGCGCCGCAUCGAGGAGCAGAUCCAGAGGAACGCCGGGAAGGAGCCGCAGCGGGGGCUGAGCCCCUCCCCCCCCGAGGAGGACAGCGAUGAGGAAGAGGAGCCCGAGGGCCCCUCCCCCACCCCGGGGCCGCCCCGCAGGAGGGGAAAGAGUGUCCCCAAGGUCCCCGAGGAGGACGAGGACGAGGAUGAGGACGAGGAAGACUCCGAGGACGCCCUGGGGGAGUUCGACUUCCUGGGGACACCUGGGGACACUUUGGGGACACCUGGGGACAUCAGAGAGAGCCACCGGUGCCACCUGCGGGACGGGGACCUCGGGCCACCGCGGCCACCCGAAGGGCUCCCGGCCGAGGCGCUGGCCCUGGAUGGCCUCGGGGACCUGGCGGAGCUGACGGUGACAAAUGACAACGACGGCGGUGACGUGCCACCGUCGCCGCGGCGCGUCUGGAGCCCGCGGCUGACGCUGCGCAGCCACUUUGACGCCGUGCGGGCGGUGGCCUUUGUCCCUUGUCACCCGGCGCUGGUGACGGCCUCCGAGGACGCCACCCUCAAGCUCUGGAACCUGCAGAAGCCGCUCGUCCCCAACAAGAGCGCGGCGCUGGACGUGGAGCCGGUGUACGCCUUCCGCGGGCACAGGGGCCCGGUGCUGGCGGUGGCGGUGGCAGCAGGUGACAGCGGUGACAUCGGUGACAUCGGGCUGUGCUGCAGCGCCGGCGUGGACGCGCAGAUCCGCUGCUGGCGCCUGCCGGGGCUGGACAGCGACCCCUACGAUGGCUACGACCCGGGGGUGCUCCGGGGGCUCCUGGCCGGUCACUCUGACGCCGUUUGGGGUCUGUCCUUCGAUGGCGCCGGGCGCCGCCUGGCCUCGUGCUCGGCCGAUGGCACCGUGCGCCUCUGGGACCCCCGCGGGGACAGGGACAGCGGGGACAGCGGCGGUGGCACCUGCCUCGGCGUCCUGGACGGGCACGCAGAGCACGGCGUCCCCACCUCGGUGACCUUCGUGCCCACCCAGCCGGCGCACCUGGUGGCCGGGUUCCGCUCCGGGGCCACUGUCCUCUACGACCUCGAGGCCACCAAGGCCACCCUGGUGUCCCCAAACGGCGGUGGCCGUGCCCAGGUGAACCAGGUGGUCACUCACCCCUCGCAGCCGCUGACCAUCACGGCCAGUGACGACCGCGCCAUUCGCUACCUGGACAUGCGCACAGGUGCGGUGGUGCACUCGGUGGUCGCUCACCUGGACGCCGUCACCUGCCUGGCCCUGGACAGCAGCGGGGACACCCUGAUGUCCGGCAGUCACGACUGCUCCCUGCGGCUGUGGCACCUGUGCCAGCGCACCUGCGUGCAGGAGCUGCCCGCGCACCGCCGGAAGCACCACGAGUCCGUCCUGGCCGUCGCCUUCCACCCGCGGCGGCCCCUCGGGGCCAGUGCCGGCGCCGACGGGCUGGCCAAGGUCCUCGUGUGACACCUGGGACACCUGGCACACCUGGGCACACCUGGGGACACCUGGGGGCAC
Taeniopygia guttata (zebra finch) is the source of this 2183-nucleotide messenger RNA. NCBI's taxonomy places the organism in Eukaryota, Metazoa, Chordata, Aves, Passeriformes, Estrildidae. The record is from RefSeq and is a predicted model, not a curated record.